AUCAUUAGCCUUUUGGGAAGACAAUCAUGGAGGAAGAGGAAGAGGCAGAAUUAAGCAGCUCUCCGAUACAUUUCUCACGCGCUUUACACGGUCAGCUGGACAAAAGCGGAGUUGUUUCGGUCUCGGUGUUACUGCUGGAGUUCCGCUUCUAAAACUUUACCGUGGAUAAAGAACAGGGUUCUGGACUGGUUCGCAAAUAAUGGCGGAUAUGAAUCAGCUCGCCGGGUCUGACCCUAUAAAUGCAACUGGACAAAAACUACAAACACGGGCUUUCUCCAGGCAAAAAGAAAACCCCAAACGGCGAACUGCACAAACACGAGGUCCAAGCAGAAGCUAAAGAAAACAAACAUGAGGCCAAAAUGGCCCGACAAUUACAGUCAACAGUUAAGUCUUUUGGAAAUCCUGAAACUUCACGUUCUCCACACCGCAAUUCUCCUCUUAUUCCUAUUAAUGAGGAAAAUGUGUGUAAGGCCAGUGAUCAAACAAAGCAUGGGGAAGUGAAACUGACAGUGGAGAUCCAUUCUAAACCAGAAAAUAGUGGAGGGACCUCCUCAUUAGUACCUAAAGAGAAGACAGUUAAACCUCAAGAAAAAGACCAAACCUCUGAUGCCGCUCCUCCAAACAAAUCUGGACAUGGGACCUAUGUAAAAGUCAAAAAGAACAAAACACAAAAAAAGUUGGAAAGUAAACAGAACAGCCGAAAGGUUACUGAUUAUUAUCCCAUCAGGAGAAGUUCCAGAAAAAGUAAAGCAGAGUUGAAGUGUGAAGAACAGCAACACAUCGAUGAUCUGAUUGCAAACAAUGUGGAAGAUGGACUAAAGGUCCGAUAUAUUGAAGGAAAAGGAAGAGGGAUUUUUGCAGACCGAGACUUCCAGAAAGGCCAGUUUGUUGUUGAGUAUCAUGGAGAUUUGCUUCAAAUAGCUGAGGCCAAGAAGAGAGAGACACAGUAUGCACAAGAUCCUACAAAAGGCUGCUACAUGUAUUACUUCAGCUACCUGAACAACAACUAUUGUGUGGAUGCUACAAAAGAAACUUGUCGACUUGGCCGACUGAUCAACCACAGCAAAAACGGGAACUGCCAGACCAGACUACAUGAUAUAAAUGGUGUGCCCCAUCUUAUUUUGGUAGCUUCUAGACACAUUAAAGCAGAAGAAGAGCUGCUUUAUGACUAUGGAGACCGCAGUAAAGAAUCAAUUGCUGCUCACCCGUGGCUCAAACACUGACAAUUUAAAUGUUAAAGAUCUCAGAGACUAGCUUUAGUCAUGUUAAUAUAGUGUUCACUUGCAUUUAUAAAGUUUAUUUUAUUGUGUAGCCAGUCCUUAGAAUCGUCCAUUGACAUCUGUUUUUAAAGUCAAUUAGUAUCUGGUCAGAUUUGUAAAUGGUGUAUGCAAACCAGAGUUGGGGAACAACAACAAAAAAAUACCAUGAUGGAUACCAUAGAUACCAUGCCUGUAAUGAUCUGCUUUGUGGAAAAGGUGUCUUGUAUUUCUGUAAGGAAUGGACGAUUCUGGUUUAUAUUGUAAGUAAUGUUUGGCUUUUAUAGCUCACUUCUGUAUGUGCAGCUGAUGUGUAAAAAAUGCAUUUUUAUAUAAAUAUGAAUUGAUGAAUCAAAUUUGACAUUUUUGAAGAACGUAUUCGUUUUUCUAGAUCAAUAAAGUCUUUUUAUCUGUG
This is a messenger RNA of Astyanax mexicanus (Mexican tetra), 1671 nucleotides long. It is a transcript of the gene kmt5ab, whose product is annotated as lysine methyltransferase 5Ab. The record is from RefSeq and is a predicted model, not a curated record. Bases 240 to 1223 code for a protein of 327 amino acids. The transcript has 8 exons. Lineage: Eukaryota; Metazoa; Chordata; Actinopteri; Characiformes; Acestrorhamphidae. Gene Ontology annotation, molecular function: protein binding; histone H4K20 methyltransferase activity.